Molecule: messenger RNA, 2004 nt
Organism: Kockovaella imperatae
Lineage: Eukaryota; Fungi; Basidiomycota; Tremellomycetes; Tremellales; Cuniculitremaceae
Exons: 5
Coding region: 30-1985 (651 amino acids)
Molecular function (GO): RNA binding
Source: RefSeq, a predicted model, not a curated record
CUUGUUUCGGUAGUGUCAUCGUCUUCAAGAUGGCGGUUGCAGAAACCGUCCAGAAGCGUCUACACGUCGCUGGAUUGAUCCCCUCGAUCACUCCAGAACAUCUGAAAGAUAGAUUCAAGAGCUUUGGUACCGUGAAUUCUGUCGAAUGGCCCGGACCAGAUGCUCUAGGCCAACCUAGACGCUUCGCCUAUGUCUCAAUAGAGUCUACUCUCCCGCAACUGAAGAAGUGUCUUAAUAUCAUGUCUGGUUCUACAUGGAGAGGAGCACAGUUGCGAAUAGCAGAAGCCAAGCCAAAUUGGGCAGAGAGGCUCGAGAAAGAACGCCGUCCGUCCCCUACGGACGUAGCGGAUAGACUUCGCAAGAGACGUCGAAAGAUUCUCAAGGUCGCUGUUGCACAGGGCAUGGGCAAAGAGGCCCAGGAUAUGCGAGAUGUCACAUUGGAGAAUUAUUCGAAGCGCAAGUUCUGGACCCUGACUUCCCAAGGGACACUCGUCCGCCCUCUUGCUCUCAGACCAUCUCAUCCUCUCCCUCCGCCUAGUAAAGAUCAUUCUCAGUCAUCGUCAUCGAGUUCUUCCUCUCGUCGUCCGCCGACCCGAUCGAGGCGGAGAGUCAUCAAUCCUACAGCCUGGAACAACGCCUCCUAUGAGGCAUUCGACUCGCUCGAUUUGGCGCCUGCUGAUCCGCCAGAAGUGGAUAGCUGGAUUUUUGAAUCCGAGGACGAUCUGCAGAUGGACGAAUAUGGAUAUUCAGUGAUCGGUCAUUGGAGGCGUGCUUCAGGGAGUGCUGCAACAGCAGAGGAGGAGGUCAAGGUCAGGAUGGCACCUCAAGGGAUACUGGAUGGGGAUUUGGAAUAUCUAGACGACGACCAGGAUUUGGAGUCGACUUCGGACCUCUUUGAUCGGAAGGAACGGGUGGAUAUCGAUGGGAGAGACGAUAGUCCACUAUUUGCAGGCCGGCCGCUUCGAUCCGCCUCGCCUCAAUACGCUCUAGAGGAAGUAUCAGAAAGGGAGCAAGAGGGAGAACCACCUGAACAGCCUAUGAAGGGGGAGAUUUCACCUCGUUCACCUAUACACUCGCCUGUCCCACCAGUGCCAGCUCCUCCAGCCUCAACUGUUCCUUCAUCGGGUCUUGCUGUUGCAUCUCCAAUGGGUCUGCCCACCGAAAUCCGAGCCAAGAUUCGACAGGAGAGAUCGAGAGAUCUAAGUAUUCUAGAUUCGAUCCUCGGGUCGACCAGAAGCGCAAAACCUGAUCCAGCAGGCAAAUUAUGGUUCGAAGAAAGUGAUAGCGAUACCGAAGAACGACAGGUCCUGCGAUUGAGAGGUGGCGCUGCGGAAGAUUCUGAGAGUGAGGAGGAAGAAUCAUCAGAGGUCUCGGACGAUACCGAUGACAGCGACGAUGGCGAGGAUGAGGGCAGUGAUUCUGAAGAAUCAACCGACUCCGAAGCGACCUCCAGAAGCGACGAUUCUUCUCCUGAUGGCGAGACAGACGCGCCAAAGGGUAUCUCGACCACCCUAGAUCCGGAACCUGUCCCAUUGAAACCUGCCUCAACCCUCAAGGAUAUGUUUGCUUCGACGUCUGGAGGAGGCUCGCUCCUUGCUCAUCUAGGUGAAGAUAUCGAAAUGGACGAAGCGUUCGAUGUCCCAUUGACCACCACUGGUCCUGUUACCACUGCUGACGCGACCGAAGAUUCUCCCAUGGAGAUGUACGAACCAGCAGCCAGAGCAAAAUUCAUACCUGAUCCAUCUGAACCGCUGUUUUACCCCACGUUCGAACCACAUCUUCAAUCUCGGGUCAAAGAUCUUUUCACCUCCGACCGCGAAGACCCCUCUUUCAAAGGCUUCUGGGCACAGGAGACUGACGCGGAGAUGAGGGAGAUUUGGGACCGAGACAAGCUGAACUUGACUAGGGAGUGGAAAAGAAGACAUAGAGAGGCGAAGAAACAUCGGAGAAGGAAGGGCGGUGGAGCAAUGGACGAUAUGGAGUAAUCGCUUGUGUCAAAUUCAG